UCAGCUCCUAAAGCCAGACAAGCCCAGCCCUUCUUCAGGUCCCGAAACAGGUUACAUGACACACUCGGGUGGGGCUGUUUUAUCUGGAAGGAUUGGUCCACACCACACCUUCUUGACGGACACCCUCUUUUGCGUAAAUACGCACGGAGCGCCAUAUAUAACCGGACGCACCGCACCAGCGCUCCACCAAAACGCUUUGCGCUCCUUCACACCUCCUCUCCCCGCUCCACACACUCCGAUCGUCGGUCAUGUUUCGCUGCGGAAUCGCCUACCCCCGGUGCAGGUGGAUCGUGCCCCUGCUGCUGCUCUUCGCCAUUAUUUUCGACAUCAUCGCCAUCGCGGCCACGUCGGGAUGGGUCGAGGACGAGGACGCCAAGACCCACUACGCCAAUAUGUGGGAGCAGUGCCGGGGCAAGAAUGACAAAUGGGUCUGCGAGUCGCUCAUGGAGAACUCUUGGGCCCAGGCCGUGGCUGCUCUGAUGAUCAUAGGCCUCAUCAUCCUCAUCAUCGCCUUCAUCAUCUCCUGCGUGGCUCUCUGCUGCUCGCUCAACAUCACUCUUCUGCCUCUCAUCGGAGCUCUGCUGAUCAUCGUUGUGGUUCUCCAGAUCAUCGCUCUCAUCAUCUACCCCGUCAAGUUCAACGAGGAGCUCUUCGAGGGCCACUAUUACUACACCUGGGCCUACGGCUUCGGGUGGGGAGCCACCAUCCUGUGCAUCGGCUGUGCCGUCCUCUUCUGCUGCCUGCCUCGCUACGAGGAUGAGCUGAGCGGCCUGGCCAAGACCAAAUACAUCUACUCCUCUGCUUAAAGACUGAACCUGCACACCCACCCACUUACAGACAUUUCCACGUUCCACUCUGAGCUGGAUCCGCGCUGGCAAAUUAAUGUUUUUACACUGUACCAUUUCACCAAAGAUCCACGAAGACUCAGUUCAGUUCAGUUAGAUUUGGUUCGGUCGUGGAUCAGAAGUUACUGGAAGUGGACUGUAAUUGGAUGUCACAUCUGCUUUAAUGUACAAACCUCUAUUUUAGAUAAAGUCUUUAUUUUUUACCAUUCUGCAUUUGAGUGAGACAUCUUCCACAUUGUAUCUGUACUUUUUACCAGUAACUCUCAAUGCAAGAUCACCCAAGUGCACUUAACCUAAGGGAAUUAAUUAUGUGUAAAGCAUAGCUUUAGCUUGAUUUAUUUUAGAACAACCUUGGUAGGAAAGUAGCUCGGACUAAAAACUUGCACAGGAUGCAAAAGAUAAUUAUUAAUCAUAAUUUGGUUUUGUCCCAUUUUUUUAUAAUUAGUUUUUCUCAGUUCUUCAACGUGUCUUUUAUUCUGCAUGUUGUUGUGCGUGAGGUAAGAAGGAAGCAAAGGCUGGGAGUCAGAAGCUGAAUGUAAUCUACAUUUAUGGAAAUGUAGUUUAACAGUCUUGUUUGAACGUUUUGUUUUUAGUUUUUUUUGAUAAUUCUUAUCUGCUGUGUCCAGAGUUUUAUAUAUUUUUACUUAUUACCAAAGGGGUUUAACUGUGGGAGUUUGCUGUGCCGUCUUUGUAUCGGUUCUGAGCAUUGCUAAUAAUACACUUGAUUUGUAAACACAGCGUGUGAUAUGUUUAUUGACUUGGCUGCAGUUGUUCCAUCUCUGUUAAUCUAACCUGGAAACAAAUUCAGAAUAAUUUCCAUUGAUUUUGAUAAUUAAUCUCUCGUGCAAAUUUAGAAAAACUUGUCAAAAUGUUGUCUUAAAGGGACCAAUAUAAACUCUGACUCUCCUUUUGGAUGUCGUGUUGCCUCAAAGUAGAGAGCACAUUCAGAGAAAAGAGUUUUUCAUUCACAGACAGAUGACCAAUCAUGUAUUUUCUAAAACCCCUUAUGAGAUUUGAUAAUGCUCUUUUGGCUUACUGCUGGUUGAGACCAAGGUGUACAAUCUGCUGACAUACUGUGUGUUAAAUCGGUGCCUUAGCUUCUUUGGUGUUUUUGUUUUUGAAUGUCAUAUCAAACUGAUCAGUCUGGUUUUAGUGACUCAUGUUUAUUCCCUGUCAACAGUUACAUUUAUCUCCAUGCCAAGACCAAGUUAGUGCCCAAACCAGACCAAGUUGUAUUGUUGUUAUUACAUGAAAGAGUUCUAAGGAAAGAUUUAACUGUAAAAAGAGACGGGAUAAUUGUUAUUGGAUCAAUAGUCAAAGUCUAUAACCAUUGUCAUCAUCUGAGUUGGAGUCUUGCAAGUUAUUUAUGUUGCAAAUUGCUGCAUAAAUAACUGACUAACUGAGAAUCGAUGCAGAUUCAGGCAGGUGAAGGUGAGGUAAAAAAAAUAUAUAUAUUUGCUUUUACUUAUGGCCAAGAAUCUCUCUUAACGCCAGCUUUUUCAGACAUUAGUCAUUGUAUGGGUAUAUAAUGUACUAUAGGGAAUGUGUUAUUAACAUUCAUCCACACCUGGAAUUUACCCAGCUGUUCUGCUGUAGUAUGAAAUUGAUUAUUUUUGGUAGUCUGUGUGUUUUUACGCAAUAAAAAGUUUCUUUUCUUUUGAA
Anoplopoma fimbria (sablefish) is the source of this 2507-nucleotide messenger RNA. RefSeq names its product p53 apoptosis effector related to pmp22 (gene perp). Lineage: Eukaryota; Metazoa; Chordata; Actinopteri; Perciformes; Anoplopomatidae. The coding region runs from base 249 to 806 and encodes 185 amino acids. The transcript has 3 exons. Gene Ontology annotation, cellular component: cell-cell junction; membrane. Gene Ontology annotation, biological process: cell-cell adhesion. The record is from RefSeq and is a predicted model, not a curated record.